Messenger RNA from Paramisgurnus dabryanus, 3741 nucleotides. It is a transcript of the gene drc7, whose product is annotated as coiled-coil domain containing 135. NCBI's taxonomy places the organism in Eukaryota, Metazoa, Chordata, Actinopteri, Cypriniformes, Cobitidae. Gene Ontology annotation, biological process: flagellated sperm motility. Gene Ontology annotation, cellular component: motile cilium. The record is from RefSeq and is a predicted model, not a curated record.
AUGGAUGUUUUACCAGAGAUGGAGGAAAGUAUUGGGAGUGGUGAUGAAGACGAUAAAAGAGUUGAGGAUGAGGAUGUGGAAGCUGUUCGGGAAUUAGAGAGCAGUCUUUCUAACACACAGUUACGCCCAAUUGGACACAUUUUAAAGCCAAGACCUCCAUUGGACCUUUCCAAAUGUCCAUCCUCAUACACUCAGAACUCACCAAAGGAGAAACUCAUGCUUGCAAUGGCUGAAAACUUUCGACAGCAGUACGCAUUACUGUACCCUGAUCGCAAACCCCUUCUGCUGUGUCCCCUAAAUGAGUGUGGAGUUCAGAAAUUCGUCAGCACAACCCUGCGGCGUACAUUGCUAGCAUAUCCAGAACUCUAUAGCUGGGAGGGAUGUGCCCAUUUUGUAUCCGAUUACCUCUCCUUGGAGUUAUUGGACCCAGCAUUUAAAAUACCCAAGCAGUUGUCUUCCCCCACCUCGGUUCUGCAAACACAAAGUGGUACCUGUUUUGAGUUCUCCUGCCUGCUGUGUAGUCUUUUGUUGGGCGCGGGAUACAAUGCUUACUGCGUCAGUGGGUACGCCAGUAAAGAGAUGUGUCUUCUCGAUCAGUCACGCCAAGAGUGUCCAUGCCAAGAGCGGCCUGCUCAGGGUAAUGAAGAAGAUCAGAAGAAGAAAAUGAACAAAUACUCUGUCAAACCCCCACCUGAUCUGACGAGCAAAUUCGAGAAGCAUCAGGAGGAGAAGCGAAUUGCAGAGGCCAAAGCAACUGCCCUGAAGAAACAGAAAGAAGCGGAGAAACUUCAGGAGGAACAAGAACGUCCACCACCAGACCCUCUUCUGGGACUGAGGGUUUACAGUUGGGUUCUAGUGCUCCCGGGGAACCGGGAGGUCACCAGGGAGUUCUUCAUUGACCCGCUGACUGGAAAGAGCUACAACACAUUUGAUGAAAACUUCCUGGGUAUAGAGAGCAUUUGGAACCACCAAAACUACUGGGUCAACAUGCAGGAUUGCCGUUUCGGUUGUGCUGAGAUGACCUUUGACUUGAGUGAUCUAUCAAAGUGGGAGUAUAUGCUGUGCGGCCCUUCUAGCCAAUCACUAUCCAUCGUUCCUGACCCAAAGACACUCCAAGAACCAGAAUAUGAGGAAGAAGAUGAAACCGAAGAACAGAAGCAAUUUGAGAUGCGUCCAUCUUGGGUAGCCGAAAUAGACCUUUCGCCACAAGAUAUGGAAAUGCGUUACCCUGGAGGGAUAAAAGUUAUCCGGUACAGGAAAGCCAAGCUGGAAAAGUUUGCACCUUCUCUUCGAAAAGAUGGUCUGCUGACCAGGCUUACCACUUACACAGAUCUCGAGUGCACAAAACCCAACAAAGUUAAGGAGUGGUUUAAACAUCGCAGCGAUUGUCUUGAGGAACGAGAAGUGCAAACAGACACUAACAUGACAACCGAACGUUUCAGGCCUGGAAGGAGCGAUUUUCUCAAAUGCCACAGAUACACCACUUUGGUCACCGAGACUGAACGUCAAAUGGACUUUUAUAGUUGCGCUCACAACGACAAUCUGGCCGGAAGAAUAGAGAAGCCAUCUGAAAUUACAGAAACCUUUGAAGACCGAACAGACUUUCUCUUUCAUCGACAUGUUGUUUAUGGAAAGAGGCUCAAAGUGUCUCAGUCUGCAGCGGCUCUCGAACAGCGGCCUGUACAGAUGGUGGAAGAGAUGUUCCACAGAGAUCAUUCUAGACCGGCCGGUAAACAAGUGGCUGAACGGAGGUUUAUGAUGUCGGCGGGCCAGAUCCACGUGACCUUUCAUCUAGAAGAAGACCGAAUAUUCAGAUCUUGGCUGAAUUUCACCAAACCCAAAGAAGCAGGAGGGAUGUGGACUCGAGACAUGGUUUCCGGCUUUCAGGUGGAUCCUUUUGCAAAACCUUACAAGAACUUGGAAUUGUACCAAAUGCUUAUGGGUCUGAUGAGAGAUGAGGAAGAUGUUUUGCUUAAAAUUAAAGAUUCAGAGAAAGAGGUUAAAGCAAUCCUUUCUGCGAGGGAACAAGAGGAGAGUAAUACAAAGCUUCAGAUAUCGAUAUACAACAUCUUAAGAAAUGAAACCGCAGAUCUUCACAUCAAAGAGAUGGAGCGUAUAGCUCAAGAAAAUCCCCAGCGUCAGAAAGAAAAGAAAAGGGACCCAUUGGCGCCCUUCCUAGUCGAGUUGGGACUCUCAGAACCCCUUACAUACCAGGACGCUCUUCGGUUGAAAAACGACUGCCUGGCUGAGUUUAAAAAGGGGCUUGAAUACAAAGAGAAACUCGUUCAGAAACGACUGGAAAAGGAGACCGAGGGGUUGCAGAAGAAACAGUUGUGGUACCAAACGAACCAACACACCAUGACCAAGGAGGAGAAAGACCACUACCUCCAUUACUGCUCUGAAGCAGAGAUCAGGAUCAAGGUCGCCAAAAUGAUACACAGGCGUCACAAGGAGAAUGCACCUCAAAAGUUACUGGCACUGAAGGAAGAGCUAAAGAGAGAUCCAAGGUUGGCCCAUCAUAAUUUACCAAUGGACUAAAAGAAAGAUUCACAGCAUUGUACCGCAGUUUUCUUUUAAAUACAUUUCAAAGGAUAAAUGUCAUAGGAUUGCAGUAUUUUGUUUAGAAAAGCACAUCUAAAAAUGUUGUAAGAGCAAAAUAUGACCCUACAGACUUAAGUCAAGGUAGGUGUCAUUUACACUGGGGACAUGUCCCCACCACUUUUUGAAAUGGCUGAUUUUGUCCCCACCACUUUUUGAAAGCAUUUGAUUAAAAUGUUCUAAAAAAUCAAACAAUGCCUGUGCGACUUACACUGCAAAAAUGACUUUCAUACUUAUUAUUUUUGUCUUGUUUUCUAGAAAUAUCAAUUUUUUUAAAUGAAGAUGCUUCUUCUUGAUGAGCAAAUUGACCGUAUAAAAUAAGUCUAGUUUUUAGACAAAAGAAAUACAAGUUAAGUGAAUUUGUUAUUAAAACAAGCAAAAAUAUCUGCCAAUUGGAAAAAAAUCUUAAAAUAAGAUUUCUUUUUUCUUAAAAACUUAAAGCAAAAUGUUCUCACCCCAUUGGCAGAUAAUUGUGUUUGUUUUAACUAGACUUAUUUUCUAACGUCACUUUGCCUAUCAAGAAAAUACAUCUUGAUUUAAGAAUUUUUAGAUAUUUCUACUGAAAACAAGACAAAAAAGAUUUUCAAGAUAUUUUUUUUUUUAGUAUUUUUGUCUUGUUUUCAGUAAAAAUAUCUAAAAAUUCUUAAAUUAAGAUAAAUUAAGUCUAGUUUUUAGACUAAAAAUAUCAAAUUUAAGUGAUUCUGAGCAUAAAAGCAGCAAAAAAUCUUGAAAAUUUUUCUUGAAUUUAGUGUUUAAGAAAAAUGUUCAAGAUUUUUUUGCUUACCCCAUUGGCAGAUUUUUUCUUGUUUAAUACACAAAAUCACUUAAAUUUUAUAUUUUUUGUCUACAAACUAGACUUAAUUCAUCUUAAUUUAAGAAUUGUUAGAUAUUUUUACUGAAUUUUUCUUGAAAAUCAUUUUUUUGCAGUGUACAACAUUGUUGAGGGUUUUAUGCUGACUAUUUUUGUGUUGUUGAACAGCCUACGCUAUGCCCAUUUUUGAUGCGCUGUUAUUCAAUAUUUUUCCCGUCCUGCUGUAAUGUUUUUUCAUCUGAUCUUUUGUCCCCACCACUUUUCAACACAAACUGACGCCCCUGAGUCUGAGCAAACCUGCAUUGUCCAAUAAACCUCAUAUUUUUAAGGCA